GUUUUAGAAUAGCUGCUUGUUUUAGAAUAGUUGUGCUGAUUUUGAGUUUUGUGGUGUAAUUGUAAACAUUUUUUGAAUCCAGUUUGGACUUUGGAGAGAAACAAAAGUCUUGAAAUGCAAUCAGUGAAGGAGAAGGUGAGUAACAUGGCCAGGGCUGCUAAGGAGCAAGUUAACAAUACUCGAGGCAAAGUUGAAGAGAAGAUAGAAAACGCAUCGGCGAGGACACCAGAGGAGAGGGAGAUGGCCCAUGAGAGAAGGAAAGACAAGGAAGCCCGGGCAAACAUGGAGUUUCACGAAGAGAAAGCACAGCACAAGGCCGACAGAUUGGAUGCGAAGCAGCACGCUCACCUUUACGUCGGCCACCAUCAACAGCUGGGCAAAUAUGAGUAUCUCAUUCCGAUGCCUGGUGGUGAGUAUCCCAUGCGCAGCUCCCCUACUGCCAGGGCAACUCCGACGAGUUGUGCUACAGAUUCCACUGACCCAAUCAGAUUGGAUGCCCACCACCAGCAUGGCAAACGUGAGUACCCGAUUCCGACACCCGGUGGGGAGUAUCCCAUGGGCGGCGCCACUACCAAAAGGGCGGCUCCGAUAACUGGUGCCAUGGAUCCCAGUACUCCAUGUUGCUGAACACCCUUCCGCAAUCAAGUAUAUAUAUAUAUAUAUAUAUAUUAAUAUUAUAUUCAUAAAACCGCAACUUGUGUUUGUGAUGUUGCGAACUUGCGAUGUUAUUUGUACUUUAGUGUCCUUGUCUUCUCUUUUGUCAUAUAUUUUGUAAAGAAUAAAAACCAGUUACAAUAAUAACCCAGUUCGUUUGUGAA
Macadamia integrifolia is the source of this 818-nucleotide messenger RNA. RefSeq names its product late embryogenesis abundant protein 6-like. The record is from RefSeq and is a predicted model, not a curated record. The transcript has 2 exons. NCBI's taxonomy places the organism in Eukaryota, Viridiplantae, Streptophyta, Magnoliopsida, Proteales, Proteaceae. Bases 115 to 627 code for a protein of 170 amino acids. Gene Ontology annotation, biological process: embryo development ending in seed dormancy.